Molecule: messenger RNA, 2882 nt
Organism: Fusarium odoratissimum NRRL 54006
Lineage: Eukaryota; Fungi; Ascomycota; Sordariomycetes; Hypocreales; Nectriaceae
Exons: 2
Coding region: 147-1127 (326 amino acids)
Biological process (GO): phospholipid biosynthetic process; lipid storage; lipid droplet organization
Cellular component (GO): endoplasmic reticulum membrane
Source: RefSeq, a predicted model, not a curated record
AGACGUCAUCGCCUCAAGCCAACUGUCCAUCGUCAAAAUCGCGACCAAGGCCAGUCUGGCGCCACUUCUUGCAAACCUUCUCACUCUCUCUACACCAGUCAUUGACCUCUCCUAAUGCUGUGGCUCUUUUGAGAACCUUGUUCAUAAUGGUUACUACUCGACGUGCUGCGAGGGCGGCUGCUGAAGCGAACGAUACGGUUAUGGAUUCUCCCUCGAGAUCGACUUCGACGCCUCGCUCGUCUCCUUUCCUGCCGACACCUCUAGAGAGAGCUGGACUUGUGUUGUUUCCAGCUCUUUUGAUCUUCGGAACUAUCUUCUCUAUACUCUCGCCGCAGACGCGCGCAGCACCGUACGACCCUAUCGCGCAGUCGCACCUCCAAGAUCCUAGCGUUUCUCCAAGCUACUUCGCGCGCAAGUCCAAUAUUUUCAACGUUCUCUUUGUCAAGCGAGGCUGGGCAUGGAUCACUGUUGCAUUCUUUGUCUUUAUCUUCAGCCAUCCUAGCACCACCGACACAGGACGACGUGUUCGCGCGAGUCUGCGAUGGGUUGCUGUAACAACAAUGUGGUUCCUCGUUACGCAGUGGUGCUUUGGGCCUGCUCUGAUUGACCGUGGUUUCCGAUGGACAGGUGGCCGCUGCGAGCUCGCUAGAAGGGAGGUCGAAUUCGGUUCGGAUACUGUUGGUGACAAGGUCACGGCAGUGGCCUGUAAAGCUGCCGGUGGAAAAUGGAAGGGAGGUCAUGACAUAUCGGGCCACGUCUUCCUCCUGACACUAGGUACUGCGUUUCUCAUGCAAGAGGUUGGUUGGGCUGUGUUGAGAUGGUCUGGCAAGCGAAACGAGGAGCGAUGCGUUGUUAUGACCGACGGAGCUCUCAAGAGCGCUAAUGUCGAAUCUGAUACAUCUCUGGGCGAAGGUUCCGAGCGACCUGCCCUGGGACUGGGCGGCAAGUUCGCUGUAGGUGUCAUGGGACUGAGUGCUUGGAUGCUACUCAUGACGGCCAUUUACUUCCACACAUGGUUCGAGAAGUUUACUGGACUCUUGACCGCGGUGACGGCCUUUUACGUUGUGUACAUUGUGCCUCGCUUUGUACCUGCUGUAAGACAGGUCAUUGGUCUUCCUGGCAUAUAGAAAGAGGCAGGGUGUGAUGAGCUAUGAGUGAUGCAGGCGGAGUUCAUAGAUGUAAGAUAGAACGAAUUGCAUAAUCCCACUGUAGUAGCAUCAACUGGUUCUUUACAGGUUUGUUUCAUGUCAUUUCGUAUCGCUAUACUUCAUCAACGACAGAUGAACAACUCCAGGCCUGCCGACCAAUGUCCAUUGUGACGUUACACUAUAGUCUCGUCAUAUCCAGACACAUGCUCUAACUUCUUGUCCGGCUAUUUAUCUCCUUCGUCGAGCCGGUGACUUCGUCUUCUUGAACUCAUCCUUAAUGUCAUCCAACAGUCCGUCAACCGUCAAAACAUCCACAGCAACACCAGCAAGACCCUUAGCGACCAUGAGAGCCUUCUCGAAAGCAGGCUUGCUUCCCGCUGCGACUUCGAAGGGCGCAGUGUGAGGGCCACUCUUUGGAACAGUUCCAUUAGCAAAGGUGAUCUGGAACAUUGGGCUAAUAGCAGGGAAAUCCUGGCUGAUAUUGCCUUGGUCAGUUGAACCACCGGGCUCUCGCAUCUUGUCGACAUCAGCAUCGGGGAGGUCACCGCCAAGCUCUUCGAACCAGCGUGUGUAUGAUGCAGCGAGUCCGUCGUUGUUGUUCAUAUUGGCAUAGCCGUAUGGUCGUGUUGUAAAGUUCAUCUUAGCGCCUGUGCCAAGAGCUCCGGCUUUGAAGCAGUUGUACACACGGUCUGAGAGUUCCUCCAAUUGCUCCUCGUUCGCGGCGCGAAGCUGGUAGCUUCCCGAUGCAUCAGCAGGAAUGACGUUGAUACGAGUUCCCGCUGAGUGGAUGAUCCCAUGAACACGGUCAGUCGUGCGCAUUUGUUGGCGCAUGUAGGACAGAGCGCUGUUGGCAAGGAGGAGUGCGUCUUGUGCGUUGAUGCCCUCCCAAGGCCCGGCUGCAGCAUGGGCUUCACGACCUAUGUACUCGACAUCGACACGAUCUGUUGACUGAGCAAGCAUGUACGGUGUGUCGGGGCCGUUGCUGGGAUGGGAGAUCAGAGAGAUGUCAAUCUUGGCAUCCUUGAAGACACCGGCUUCGAGCAUCUUGACCUUUCCACCGAGAGAUUCCUCAGCUGGCGUGCCAAAGAGAAUGACCUUGCCCCCAAGCUUCUCCUUGCGCAUGAUCUCAGCGGUUGCAAGAGCGCCACCUAGCGAUGCUGUCGCAAUCAAGUUAUGGCCACAGGCAUGUCCCAGUCCCUCCAGCGCAUCGUACUCGGCAUUGAAGCUCACAACAGGACCAUCACCUGAGCCAUCAAACACGGCCAUGAAAGCAGUGUCAAUGCCCCCAACUGUAUCGGUCACGUUCCAUCCCUUCUGCUUCUUCAUGAACGAUGUGAGAAGCUUGUGGGCCUUGAACUCUUUGUAUCCAAGCUCAGGGUUGUCGUGGAUGUUCUUGUUGAUUGACCAGAGCUCUUUAUCGAGUGAGUCGACGUAGUCUGAGACUGCGUCUGUGUAUGGACUUGUGGCAUUCUUCUUUUGGCGUGGUUCAAGGGUGGUUUGUAGUGAUGAUGCUGGGGCUGCUAGGAGUGUGAGGCCAAACGCAAAGGCCGCGAGGCCUCUGGCAUGAUCUAGACAGACCAUUAUAAUGUCUUGCUCUUCGAUAUGUAUUGAGGUCAAUUAGAACCGCCGGUUGGAGUUUAAUUGCCGCGUUCCAAUGAUCUUGAGUAUCACCUCGAACCUGGACAAUAUGUAACAGAUUGUCCGUCGCAUCGCGUACAUGGCAAUCGCCCGAUC